CGGAGUUUGGCCCCAGCAGCCGCCGCGGUGAUUCGCCAGCAACAGAUGCCGGGCGCCCAGAUUGGCAUCCUUAGUCCCCGCUGAGCGCCCGAAGAAGAGGGCAGGAACCAGAGAAGGGCCGAGAAGGCGGGGACGGGAGUGCAGAGACCACCCCUCCCCAACCCCAAAAGGCAGAAGCCCCCGCCCCCACCGGAGAGCUCCGCGCCGGCCAAGCGCUUGCCUGCUGCCGCUGCCGCUGCCGCUGCCGCUGCCUCGGGCGCCCACCUCUCCCCAGCCAUGCCCGGCCCGGCCGCCGACGGGAGGCAGGUCCCCUUCCGCAACGCCAAGGAGGAGAUCCGUGCGAGGAUCGAAGUCUCGGAAGGCGGCGGCGACCCGCAGAGACUGGGCGGGCGCGGGCAGCGGCAGAUCGUCGUCUGGAGGAACGUCGUCCUGAUGAGCCUGCUCCACCUGGGGGCCGUGUACUCCCUGGCCCUUAUCCCCAAAGCCAAGCUGCUCACCCUGCUCUGGGCGUACUUCUGCUUCCUCCUAUCUGCUCUGGGUGUGACAGCUGGUGCCCAUCGCUUGUGGAGCCACAGGUCCUACAAAGCCAAGCUGCCUCUGAGGAUAUUUCUGGCUGUUGCCAACUCCAUGGCUUUCCAGAAUGACAUCUUCGAGUGGUCCAGGGACCACCGAGUCCACCACAAGUACUCAGAGACCGAUGCUGACCCACACAAUGCCCGCCGGGGCUUCUUCUUCUCUCAUAUCGGGUGGCUCCUUGUUCGCAAACAUCCAGAUGUCAUUGAGAAGGGGAGAAAACUUGACCUCACUGACCUGCUGGCUGAUCCUGUGGUCCGAUUCCAGAGAAAGUACUAUAAGAUCACUGUGGUGCUCAUGUGCUUUGUGAUCCCCACGCUGGUACCCUGGUGUGCCUGGGAAGAGAGUCUGUGGAACUCCUAUUUCUUGGCCUCCAUCCUCCGCUAUACCAUCUCACUCAACAUCAGCUGGCUGGUCAACAGUGCUGCCCACAUGUAUGGAAACCGGCCCUACGACAAGCACAUCAGCCCUCGGCAGAACCCACUCGUCACCCUGGGUGCCAUUGGUGAAGGCUUCCACAAUUACCACCACACCUUUCCCUUUGACUACUCUGCGAGUGAAUUUGGCUUAAAUUUCAACCCAACCACUUGGUUCAUUGACCUCAUGUGCUGGCUGGGACUGGCCACUGACCGCAAACGAGCAACCAAGCCAAUGAUCAAGGCCCGAAAAGCCAGGACUGGAGACGGCAGCACUUGAACCUGGAACUGGCAUCCAACAUGUUUGCCAUUGAUACCUUAGUUCAUGGCUUAUGUUCCUAUAGUUCUCUUGUUCAUUGGAUGUGGGAGGGGGUAGAGGCUGGGGAGGGAAAGGAAUCUAUGUGGUUUGGGAACUUUUCGUUUGUCUCAAAAUAAUGUCAAGAUAUAACUAUCAAUGAAAAAAAGUUUUUAGCAUCAAUGUAACUAUGAUUUUAACAUUAGAGUGUGAACAUGUGAUUUAAUCGUUGUAGCUACAAUAUGUCAAACACACAUGGUCAUGUGCUUGAAUGUGAUGUUAACCCUGACAGGAUGAAGGAAUUUAAUAUUCUUUCAGUGUGAUUCAGGAGAGCAUUUGCUUUCUUUUCUACCAGUUAACCCAGCACUGUUUUUAAACACAUUAUCUGAAGGUAGAAGACAAAAGAGAGGGUCUAAGUAACUAAAGAAUGUUUCUGUUUUGUAAUUACUGUGCCUGUGUGUUUGUUGUUUUUUAAAUAAGAGAAUUGAGGG
This is a messenger RNA of Lynx canadensis (Canada lynx), 1775 nucleotides long. It is a transcript of the gene SCD5, whose product is annotated as stearoyl-CoA desaturase 5. Bases 277 to 1269 code for a protein of 330 amino acids. Gene Ontology annotation, biological process: lipid metabolic process. The transcript is spliced from 5 exons. Gene Ontology annotation, molecular function: oxidoreductase activity, acting on paired donors, with oxidation of a pair of donors resulting in the reduction of molecular oxygen to two molecules of water. Lineage: Eukaryota; Metazoa; Chordata; Mammalia; Carnivora; Felidae. The record is from RefSeq and is a predicted model, not a curated record.